CUCAAGCAAGACAUUCUCUUAUCUAUGGCUCCAAAUCCUUCUGUCAAAAUUGUCUGCCGCUUGCCACAUGUCAGUCAAUAAUUACAGUGGUUUUUUCAUAUUUUACUAAAACUAUACCCCAAAACAACCACACAAAAUGAAACCCCUUAUGCUGCAAGGGCACGAGCGUGCCAUCACACAGAUCAAGUAUAACCGUGAAGGUGAUUUGCUGUUCUCCGCCGCUAAAGAUUCCAAGCCGAACGUAUGGUGGUCGUUGAACGGUGAACGCCUCGGAACUUUCAAUGGACACGGAGGUGUCGUGUGGUGUCUCGAUGUAGACUGGCAGACCAUAAACCUCAUCACCGGUGGAGGUGAUAGUUCAUGCAGACUGUGGGACUUGGAGACUGGUAAGAACAUAGCUACAAUCAAGACUAACUCCUCAGUGAGAACAUGCAACUUCAGCUACAGUGCCUACCAGGCCGCCUACACCACCGACAAGGCUAUGGGACACCCUUGUGAGGUAUCAGUAAUUGACACAAGAACUGUUGAUGACUCCAUCUCCAGCCAAGCUCCCAUCUUGAAGUGGGAGAUCACAGACUCCAAGGUCACCUCCAUGGUGUGGGGUAUCUUAGAUGAGACCCUCAUCACUGGCCACGAAGCUGGUGACCUGAUCCAGUGGGAUUUGAGGACUGGCAAGAAAAUCCAGUCGAUAAAGGAGCACACGCACCAGAUCCACGACAUGCAGCUGUCCCGUGACGGUACCAUGUUCAUCACCGCCUCUAAGGAUCAAACCGCCAAACUGUUCGACACAAGCUCCUUGGAGCUCCUCAAGGAAUACAAGACCGAGCGUCCCGUCAACUCCGCGGCCCUCAGCCCGAUCCUAGACCACGUCGUACUUGGAGGAGGUCAAGACGCUAUGGAAGUAACCACCACAUCCACCCGCCAGGGUAAAUUCGACGCUCGAUUCUUCCACUUGGUAUUCGAAGAAGAAUUCGGCCGCAUCAAGGGACAUUUCGGUCCUAUCAACAGUUUAGCUUUCCACCCUGACGGCAAGAGCUACGCGUCUGGUGGUGAAGACGGUUACGUACGUGUGCAGAGUUUCGAUCAAUCCUACUUCGAUUAUACCUUUGAUUACAACAGGGAUUGAAUAUAAGGAGAAGAAACGUAUUAGUAAACUUAAUUAUAUAAAUGUCAAUAAAACCGAUUUCUAAUAAAUGGACAA
Helicoverpa armigera (cotton bollworm) is the source of this 1201-nucleotide messenger RNA. It is a transcript of the gene eIF3i, whose product is annotated as eukaryotic translation initiation factor 3 subunit I. The record is from RefSeq and is a predicted model, not a curated record. Bases 137 to 1126 code for a protein of 329 amino acids. NCBI's taxonomy places the organism in Eukaryota, Metazoa, Arthropoda, Insecta, Lepidoptera, Noctuidae. Gene Ontology annotation, biological process: cytoplasmic translational initiation. Gene Ontology annotation, molecular function: RNA binding; protein binding; translation initiation factor activity. The transcript has 5 exons. Gene Ontology annotation, cellular component: eukaryotic translation initiation factor 3 complex, eIF3m; cytoplasm.